AUGAGAUUAUCGAUUAUCAUUGUACUUACACAUUAUGUUAUGUUUUCACUGGCUUGCCAAUGUGCACUACAAACCAGUCAAGGGUCAUUCUGCGCUGCUGACUGGGUGUCACGUUUGAAAGUGAGGAUACGUGUAUCUAAGCAACCGAUGCCAUCUGGUUCACUUCGAAAAGGUCUAAAUAAUAUUCGUUACACAGUGAAGCAUCUAAAAAUCUAUAAGAAGCCGUCGAAUAUGACGGCGACGUUACCGACCGACAUCUACACACCAUCUGAACCUGCUGCUUGUGGACUUAUCAUUGAAGCUGGACGGGAAUAUCUACUCGCAGGAAGAAUCCAUAACGACACGUUAUAUACAGUGCUAUGUGGACAGGUGCUGAUCGAUAAUCCGUCAGAAGAAAUGUACGAAAACGUACUCGAAUGGCGUAAAGUACCGAAACAAUUGCAAGAAAAGCUUGAAACGUUUAAAUGUUGA
Molecule: messenger RNA, 471 nt
Organism: Angiostrongylus costaricensis
Lineage: Eukaryota; Metazoa; Nematoda; Chromadorea; Rhabditida; Metastrongylidae
Source: the annotation of a GenBank genome assembly